Messenger RNA from Racocetra persica, 182 nucleotides. The record is from the annotation of a GenBank genome assembly. NCBI's taxonomy places the organism in Eukaryota, Fungi, Glomeromycota, Glomeromycetes, Diversisporales, Gigasporaceae.
GACCAAUCGUCUAAUGCAAUCGAAAAGAAUCAAGAAAAUGAAACACAAGGUUUGGACUCUAGUGUUCAGGAUGAUUCUAACAUCGAAAAUCUUAAGAAACAAUCUAUGAAUAAUUCACAGUUAAACACAGCAGAAAUAACAAUUCAAGAAAACUGUAUGCAAAAUUCAAGUACUGAUAUAGA